Messenger RNA from Mycotypha africana, 549 nucleotides. RefSeq lists its product as uncharacterized. The transcript has a single exon. Lineage: Eukaryota; Fungi; Mucoromycota; Mucoromycetes; Mucorales; Mycotyphaceae. The record is from RefSeq and is a predicted model, not a curated record. The annotation marks the transcript as partial.
CAACAUGAACAGUGGAAAACCGCCCAAAACCAAUUAUAUCAACAAAGCAUGGAAAAUUUUAUGGAAACAGCUCGUAAACAAGUACAAGAACACGAAGCCAUCAUAAAACAAUUAAAUGACCAACAGUCCAAGGAUUUGACAACAGAAAAUGACAAAAAGACCAAAUACCUUGAAGAAACUUACAAAGAACAAACCACCACGUUAAGACAAACCAUAGAUGAUCUUCCAGAGCAAAUACGCCACCUAGAACAGCAACUCACUGACGCCACAUAUCAGCACCAGCAAACUCUCAGCCAAACCAAACAUCACCUCCAGCUACAGAUACAUGAAGAGAAAGCAAAAAAUACCCUACUUGACGUUCAAUUAACUCACAUCCAAGCCAAGGAGAAACAGUACUUGUCAGAGUUAGCAACACUGAAACAGGAACUUCAAAGAGCUUUCCACCACUCCUCUGAUUUGCAAGCAAAAGCAAAUACUCGACCUCAAUCAGCUCACUCGUCUACUACUGAUGAUGGCGAUAUGUAUACCUCGCCUUUACAACACUCUUAA